AUGAAAAAGAAUAAUAGUGAAUAUGUACUACCUUAAUUUAUUAUAGAGUAAAAAACUAAAGAAUUUAAAUUAUAUAAACAACCAAAUACACCUUAAGCUACAAAAUUUUAUAAAAGUAACUUUAUUAUUGAGAUGUUUAAUUAAAACAAGUAAUUGCAUUUAUUAUUUAUAUAAGAAUUUCAGAUAAUAAAUUAUAAUUUAUGUUGCUAAUGGAAAAAAUAAAAAAAUAUAAAAUUAUAAACUGA
Paramecium pentaurelia is the source of this 245-nucleotide messenger RNA. Lineage: Eukaryota; Ciliophora; Oligohymenophorea; Peniculida; Parameciidae. The record is from the annotation of a GenBank genome assembly.